GAUGCAAGGAAGAGAUGAAGCUUACUACGUUUACGUUUACGGUUCAUCUGAGAAGACGCAUCUAAAUUUGAUCUGUUGGAGGUGCAAAUCUAGUUCACCGACAAUGACCUUUAAUCACAUUUGAAGAGGUCCCGGUUUCAUGGCGAGACACUAGAGAACAAUACACGACAUACCUUGAACACAUUAUCCUGAUACUGACCAUGGCCCAUCGCUUCCCUUAUUCCGAAUUCACUCACAAAUGGACCUUGAAGAACCUCGGCAUUCAAUUCGAAUCCGAAGACAUCUCUCUGGAUUCAGACGAAUUUGAAGUUCCAUCACCAAUUGGCACCCUCACCAAAUGGAAGCUUCACGUUUAUUGUUCCAGACUUUGCCCGGAGAGCAUGGUGAGGAUCUAUGUCCGGUUAAUCAAUCUCAAUGAUUGCCUCUGUCAGGGCAGAUACACCCUAAAGUCCUUCUAUCAGGACAAAUAUAUCCGGGAUCAUGAAACCAUUGCUCAGAGUGAAGAGCAUGGAUUUCUGUCCCAAAGUCUGAGAUUUGCUCCCAAGAGCCAAGACGAGAAAUUCCAUUUCCAAGAUCUCUUUAUUGGUUGGGCUGGAGGAGUCUCGGAGUAUUUGUCCAAGACCAUUUUGGUUCAAUUCCGGAUCUUCGGAAUCAUUCAAGAUGUGACUCCAACGAUGAAGAACAGGAACAGGAUUAGUUUGAGCUUGGAAGAAGAUCUCAAAUGGAGGGUAAUCAUCUUUUUCAUCUACCAAAAGCUGCUGGAGAACAUCCGACGUGAGUUGAAAGAGCGAUGCACUGCUCAGAUCAUCUUGGAAGCUGAAGAGUUGGACAAGUUUGAGGAUUACUCGGUGAAGGUCUAUGAAAAGUUACUCAAUUUUGCUCGGUCCAAAUCAUCCCAACCUUGCCAAAUGGCCUUGAACUUUGAGGUUUGAACCCAUGAACAUGAAUUUUAUAUGUAUAUUCCUUCCAAAUGGGUGACAAAUUUUACACUUCACCAUUCAUUUUUUUAUCAGAUUAGUUCUGAAAGUUAGAUGGUCAGGUAACGUUGAUAAAAUACUUUAUUUGAGGCACCACGCUAAUUUCAACUGUAACGUGUUUUAAUGCCAUAUUGUUAGAAUAAAUCUUGGUUUUUAAAGAACA
This is a messenger RNA of Tigriopus californicus, 1140 nucleotides long. RefSeq lists its product as uncharacterized. The transcript is spliced from 2 exons. The record is from RefSeq and is a predicted model, not a curated record. The coding region runs from base 201 to 932 and encodes 243 amino acids. NCBI's taxonomy places the organism in Eukaryota, Metazoa, Arthropoda, Copepoda, Harpacticoida, Harpacticidae.